Molecule: messenger RNA, 6585 nt
Organism: Colletotrichum truncatum
Lineage: Eukaryota; Fungi; Ascomycota; Sordariomycetes; Glomerellales; Glomerellaceae
Product: mus7 mms22 family protein
Biological process (GO): replication fork processing; double-strand break repair via homologous recombination
Cellular component (GO): Cul8-RING ubiquitin ligase complex; nucleus
Source: RefSeq, a predicted model, not a curated record
AUGGCGAACUGGAAAGUACUGGGCGAGGUCCCAGACUCGGACGACGAGCUCGACUUCGAUAGUCAGGAAUUCGAGGGACUUCCGAACAUCGAGGUUCCUCCCAACAAACCAAACGGUGCCCUGCAGGCCACCAGAGCUCUCAAAGAAAGCGUAUGGGACGUUCCUGAAUCCUCACAAACGACUACAAACACACCCGCGAACUCUCAAGCUCCAGUUUCGAAUCGUGAACCAACUAUACUUUCUGCAGACGAGCCGGCUUCUUCGCCACUUUCUUCAGCACUAGACGUCGAUGACCUUGCUGACAUUUUCGACUGGAGAGACCAAGCAGCAGGAGGGCCUUCUAUGACCAGGCAGAGGUACACAAUCGACGGUCGUGACGACUCGCCAGACCCCUUAAUGGGGGACGACAGCAUAUCUACGAGCUAUGUCAAGAUCACGGCGCCCCUGCCAGAAUUUCCUUUUGAGAACGAUGAGCAGAGUCUGCCUCCUCCAAUUGUUCCGCUAGCAAGCCCAGAGAGGCGCCUGCAAAAUUCACCGAGAAAUCUGCAAAGUCCGCUGAGGGAUCAAGGAUCAUCAAGGAGCCAGCAUAGGUCACAAGCUAGCCAACACCGCGCUAGCAUGAACCGGGAUGAAGAGGUUGCGAGAGAAACAGCGCUACGAUAUGAACGCUCACUGAGGCCCCGGAAACCGAUACAAGAACACCCAUACCUUAUCGAGAAUGCUCAAUACAGCAAAGUCUUUAAGUCGCAUGGCCUACGGCCGAUGAGGAUGGCAACCGAGUCAGUCUCAAGACGACAAAGGAUCGACGACGAUUCACAGGAGAAAGACUUUGAGGCCAGCCAGGAAAGCACAGUUGAUGGGCUAAAUGAAACAACGGAUGAGAGCCAAUAUACAGGACCGGAGAACCCGUCAAAUUCCAGGCUUCUGCAGGUGUCUCCGUCCCCAUCCUCGUCCCUGUUGCGGACCUCAUCCCCUAAGCACAAGGGUGGACCGAGUAGCCAACCGAGCCAAGGUGGAGAAACAGACAACACCAGCUUGUCUGAUAAUGAAGAUCUUCCCUCGAUCGAAGAGAUAUUCCGCAAGUCAACAACAACACAGGCCAGAAAGAGGCGAAGGCUAGUAGGCGACAGUGUUGCCAAGCGUAGGCACGUGAACAAGGCUGUACCGGACAUAUGUUCGCCCUCAGGCCCUACCUUUCAAACGUAUGAUGAAGUUUAUGACAUUCAUUCGUCUCCUUCUGUAUCGCCACAGAUCCAAACUACCACAGCCGACCAUCGGGCCGACCCUGUAACAGAGAUGUCAGACAUUGCCCAUGUUAUUUUUGACGAAGACAUAGACGAAGACGACCCUUUUCGGUUACCAGAAAGACUUGUUCCUGCAGCAGAAAACCAGAGAAAUAUCGACAUGACAAUGUCAGAUAUUUCAGAUGUUGAAGACGGCAUUCAGCUUGAAGUCGAUGACACCGCCGCUAUCUCUGGACCGGAGUCAGAAGCAGGUUCUGAAAGCGGAUCAGAAGUCUUUAGAGACGUUGGUCGAAGAAUCCGAGGAGUUCUUCCAGCAUCUUGGCUUAGACUCGACCAGCAAACUACUCGUCCGAAGUCAACUCAACCGCAUCACCACGAACCGUCGCCCAAGAAGACGCCAAGACGGGGAGUUGCUGUUAGAAGGAUUGGCCGUUCAACAACCACAACAACAGCCUCCUUCAUCUUUGAAGAUUCUGAUGAUGAAGGCACAUCAGCGUCGAAGCCUGUGCGCAAUGCCAUCAGCAACAACUCUAUGCCAUCUUUACAGCGAGAUGGAGCACAAGUUAUCGAGGUCGAUGAUGAUGACUCCUCUGCCAUGGAGGAUAAUGGUAUUGAUCAUAUGGCCCCAAGUCGAAAACGGCAGAUGGCUCUGAGCGAGGCUUUUAGGCCUGCAAAGAAACAGAGAAAAGAUGCGAUGCUCCCGAAUAGCGGAUCUAAAAGACCUGGAAGACCGCCAAAGGCCACAGGCCGGUGUAAAAAGAACUCCCGACUUGAUCCUUGGGUAAAACGUUGCAAAUCACAAUCUGGUGGGUCCCGGCUUGCUGCCGGGGCGAAGAGCCCUCCACGCUUGAGUAUUCUAGAUGUCAUCGAACCAAACGCGCCACGCUUUCUAAAGAUUGCUGCCCGGACAGCUCAAACUAGAAGCCAGCUGGGAAGGGCCAGCCCUAUGCACAAGACUAUUCGUCUGGCAACCCGAAAGGACAAUAUUGACGCUGGUUCAGUGUUGCAGAGAUGGAAGGGGAAUAAAAUCCAACCUCGCCAAGGAUUGCAACGUAGUCGUCGUGCUAGGUCGAUUAGCCGUCAUCCUCUUGCCCAGGUUUCGUCCAACAUAUUUUCGCGCACAUCUGUAUCGUCACCCAAGAGUCAAACAGCUAAACAAUCUGCUAGAGCUAUUCGCGAAGAGACUGAAGCUGUGACACCUUCACCUGGUGCUCGACGUACCCCACGUCCAUUUUCCAGACAGCAAUCCAGUGGAAGUCAGCACACCCACGAUGCUGCCAACAGACCGGCUCAGCUCGAGACUGAUCUGGCCGAUCAACCGGGGAGAAUGGGCUUUCAUGCGAGAAAACGAGCACUUGAUGCUCUCUUCCGGUGGAGCAAAUCCCAGUCGUUGUCUACAAGGAGUGUGCACUUGGAAUCUGUCAUUGAUGACGAGUGCUCUGCUGUUUCAGAGCAGAGUCUCGCUGCUAAAGCCCCCCCUGAGCCGUCAGUGGUUGAGAAGCCCCGGCUUAAACGACCGAGAAAGCCCGCCCAACCGGUACGCGUUGAUGUUGCUUCCGCUAGAUUCCGCCACGCCGACGACCCAUUACCAACAACUGAAGUUUCCGCCCUAGCAGAGGCGCCCAAGACAGCAUUGACUGACAACCAACUUCUGGGUCUCGGUCCCUUUGGCACUCAGUAUACCCAACACUUUGAAAUAUUCCCACUUGAUUGUGGUGUGUUCUUCCACGAAACAACACUCAUAGGAAGCGGUCGAGUUGAGACUGCGGUCGAUGAUUGUUUUAUAGAGAAGGUCUGGCAACCUCGCCCCCGAGUGUCAUUUCAUUUAGGAGAUCAGAUUCUUCGCUGGGAUCGCUGGUCCGAGCAAGUAUCAUCAGAAUUCGGUAUUCUAACGGACAGCAUUUUGGACCAAAUCCUCAAACCAGUGUUGCCAACAGAGGUCGGGUUUGACACGAAUCACGCCGCUCGUUUUAUCCUGGACUAUGUACAGAAGUCAAUGAGCUUCCUUGAUGAUGCCGGUGCUCAUUCCUUUGUCACUCGUCUAGUUGACGUGGCCAUCUCAUUCUUGUCUCGGCUAAAUUUGGAAACUCUGGACUCAGGCAAACGUCUGAAGCUCAUUGACGUUCUUUCAAAUCUCAUUCUUGUCAUGUCUUGUACAGUUCGACUUUGUCAAAAACACUCGACCUUGGUAUCAGACAGUUUCACAGUGGAGAACGUUCUCCGGAAAGUUGCCGAAACCCUUGUCCGCGUCCUCCUUGAAACAGGACUUGAUGAAGUGGUUCAUCUGUAUGAUGACCUUCAAACGCUGACAUUUCGUGAGCGAGGUAUUCGCCCCGAUAAAGUCAUUCCACACGCAUGGGUGUUGUUGAUGAGAGUGUUGGAAAGCCUCCGCAUCCCGAGAAUGUCUUUCUGGGAUGUUACCUAUUCGCAUAUGAUUCAGCCUGCAGUCCUGAAAGCAGCAGAUGCCGUAGGAUUCGAGCGGCUAUGGCAGGAAAUGUUUAUACUCUUGCCAUUAUGCGAGUUCGACAACUCGGGCGUGCUCAUUGCCAACAGAAGACAUCGUGUAUCCAUGGAUGGCUGGAAUCUACCGCAACAGAUUUUGAAACGCGUUUUUCAACUAUAUCGCGACAAUCCUCGUCAAUCACCAAGCUUCAACGAUUACUGUCGUAUGCUUGUGUCCAGAUGUCACUAUCUGGUCGACCAAUGGGGAUGGCAAAAAAGUGGUGGUAUAAUCGGCACGAUAUUCGACUUUUUCGGCUCUCAUGAUUUGGCCCAUCUACGGAAUGAAGAGGCGUUCCGUUCCGCUCGAUUCCUGGACAACCUUCACCACAACCCGUCACUUAAAGUUGACUUGGAUGAUCGUUGCUUCCAUAUCUUUUUGAAAUUGGUUGCCUUAGCUAUCAAGAAGUUAAGAGAGAAGGGCUUGAUCAAUGACAUCCGGAAUCUAGUAGCACGUACGCUUCCCAACCAUGACCGGCAGUACUCCAAAGAGCAAAACGUUCAUCAACAUGACUUGGCUGCCCUAAGAAAUCAUCACGAUCUGCUUUGCACCCUGUUCUGGGCGGCGCCCCCCGAUAUCCGGCCUGGCAUCCACAAUUUGGAAAAGCUUGUGAUUCCUGCCAGUUCUCACAAGGAGGCUUGCCUGAUCAAUUUGAGGGCAUGGAGUCAACUCGCAAGAUUCGUUGCGCACGAAGAGUCCGCUGCAUCAUUCCUUCCUCUGUCCAACUGGCAGUCAAACAUUUUCAAGCAACUGUUAGACCAGUACAACUCUGCUGCGUCAGACAUUAAGCAGCAGUUCCUCGCAAUGCCAAAAGACAACACCAGCGGUAUCAACGAGGAUUUUAUGAACUCUAUCGUCGCAAUCAACAAGGCUGCAACAAUGGAGAUCAUUCUAUUCUCUGUCAAAUCUUCCAUGGACGUCGUCCAACAUGCAAGUAGUUUAGAGUUGGCUAGACUUGCCUCCAACACUGUUCAACUGCAACAUGUCUUCCAGCACUUCUCAACUCUCCCCGCAGAUUUUCCAUCGGCGCUUCUGCAAGCUUCUCUCACUAUCUUGGAACGUCUUCUUGGCCGCAUUGAAUCUGUUUUCAACGAAGCUGAUGAAAGCCAAGAUAGUAUGGCGUCGAACACUGUUGAGUCUGAAGAUGCUAUCCUUAUGCUCGAGCGUGACUUGGCUGCGGUCUUUUUCUCGAUGGCCCGUUGUAUCUUAUCCAACCAGGCUGCGAGAGGCAAACCCAACAUUAAGGCUGUGUCAAGUGCCUGCGUUGAACAGUGCGUUGUUGUGGCUGGUAUUAUGACGAGCUUAUUUGUUCGCUGCCAGAUGAUGCGUUUAUCCCAAGUUUUCAAGCGAGGUAAAUAUUGCCUCUUUGAAAAUAUGCCAAACAGGCUGAGCAUGAGCCAACGGCCCUAUCUCCCAUUAUUCCUGUCAACUGUUGCAGAGAGAGGAGCAGCGAUCAACCUUACCGAUAUUGGGGUGGACGUCUUACAGUUAUGGCUGUUAACCAUCGUUCAACCAAACCACUGUUUGAGGUUUGAGAAUCAAUUUGGACAGCAACUUCAGCGUGAGGGUCACGCUUUCAUUCCAGAAAAAGCCGUGGGCCUUGUUGUCAAUCCAGGUUAUCUAUCUAAUCGCGACUUUUUCGAAUACGCCAUGAUAUGGAUGCGGCAAUCCCUCCAGACGACAGAUGCUGCGAUGAAAAAAUUGAACCUCUCUGAUUUCACUAAGACAUUAGACAACGUUAUGCAUCAGAUGCGGGCUGACCUUCAAGCCACGGCCAUUGAAUCAACAGAGCACCCGAACUACGUCAGAUUUGUACGCGGUAUAAUAUCCUUGAUCACAACUUACGGUGCAGACAUCUGCAAAGUUCUUUCUUUUUUCAAAGAAGUGAGCAAAGAGUAUUCGCCGCCCGCAGAGGACCCUGAGCUUCAAGUGGCCAGGAUCCUGUCUUACGGCCUGAAGCUCGCAGAGGGUAAUACAGGCAUAGCCAGCAGUUUAUUUUACCUCUUGCUCAACAACUUCAAAAAGGCUCUUCAGCUUGGCAGGCUACCGCACGAGGUCACUCUGCUUAAAGCCGCCAUGAAAAGCGACGCCGUUGUGGCCUUUACAGUCAGGAUGCUCUCCGCAGUCUUGCAUGCCACUAGGUCUAGCCCCGAGGCCUAUGCGCUGCUAGAUGUAUUCUGCGAUGCUCUUGGACUUGUGUGGAAUGGGUCGGCUAUCAAUCGCCAGCUGAGUGAUGAUACUCUUACCUCUGUCACCGGUCUGAUCACGUCAAUACUGGACUGGGCAACAGCCGUAAGAGGUACAUUUCUUUGUGCUGAGCACAUUCAUAUACUCAGGAAGAUUGUUUGGCUCGUCAACACCCUUCAACCAACAAUCGAGUCUUUUUCAUUAGCUUUUGAGGAAAGGAGGUGGUGGCACAAUCUGAUGGAGCGCCUAGAGUGGUUCAGCUUACUUGUCGAAGGGGCACAGGAUUAUCUCAGGACCGAGCUUGGCAGGUCCCAGGUGCCGUCGCUCUCCCCCUUAGCACUCUUUCGCCGAUUGAGAGACACCAAUGCCAUCAAGAUCCAAGAUGCCAUGGUUCUUGAAUGGUCUCGAGUCAUCGCGGAAGAUGUACAGAGAAAUUGGGUUGUGAAAGGUCCCAUCUGGACAGUACCUGGGAGUACUUGUGAUACCACCUCGACGCAGCCUGCACACGGCACUAUCAAACUAAACUGGAAUAUGCAAGAACUGGUGACCAGCUUGCAUGAUCAACUUCAAAUUUGGAACCAGUGGUGGAUUGAGGGAAAUAGUAAACCCGGUGAACGAAAAGUAUUUACUUUUGAAGACUAUGCGAUAUUCUAA